This is a messenger RNA of Fopius arisanus, 4273 nucleotides long. It is a transcript of the gene sty, whose product is annotated as protein sprouty. The coding region runs from base 633 to 1844 and encodes 403 amino acids. Gene Ontology annotation, biological process: animal organ development; multicellular organism development; negative regulation of fibroblast growth factor receptor signaling pathway. The transcript has 2 exons. The record is from RefSeq and is a predicted model, not a curated record. Gene Ontology annotation, cellular component: membrane; cytosol. Lineage: Eukaryota; Metazoa; Arthropoda; Insecta; Hymenoptera; Braconidae.
UUAAUAAGUGUGGAAGUGUGGAUACCUUGGACUGUACCCCGCCACCGGCGCUGCCCCCGCGGCGCCCGCCCUGGCCGCCAAACAGUGAACUCAGUGCAGCAACACUCAGGAGCAUUGGGGUAGCUGCUGCCUCGGUUUGUCCUAGUUCAAGUUCAAGUUGCUGUGCUUCGUCAACUGCAUCGUCACCUGGGACAACGAGGGGUAGACAGGGGACUGUGGCGAGGUGCAAUCCACCAGUGAGGUGUCAACAGACCCCGCCGCCACCCCCGUCACUCGUACCGCCACAAUACCCAGCACCACCCAGACCGCCAAGUCGAAACGGUGGGGAUGAAGUGCGUGUUGCGAGGGCGGGUAGCGGCCGGGAGACAAAUGGACCAAUCCGUGGAUUAUCAUCACCGCGUGGCGGUUGGUCAGUGCGUGCUGGUACCUCAUCAUCAACCCCAUCCCCAACAGCAUCCAACCAAUUACAAUGGAACGAUCGUAUCACCGUAUCACCACUACCAUCGCACCGUGAAUGUCCACCAGUACCCCAGUCGAUCACAUCAUCAGGCAAUUCACAGUCAUCAAAUAACCAGGGUGUGUCGAACCCCAGAUGGCCGGAGCGUUUAGAACUCCGGGGAGUAUCACCACUGAUGUCAACAAAUGGACAAAAUACGCCGUCACGGCCGCCCUCGUCGGCCUCAAGCGGCUCAUCAACUAGUAAUUUACCACGUGUCCACGGGCACGAUCACACGAGGCCAUUGCCACCACCGAGAUUGGAGCAAGUGCCCCAGGUCUCCACAAUAGUUGUACCAUUAACAGCACCACUGACACCUCUAUCAACAUCAAGCAGUUUUAGAUCGCGUGCACCACUUGCAGCCCUCAACGACAGCAUCCUAUCGUCAUCGCGAAACGAAAGAACUCAAGUUGGUGAAGUCACCCUUACAGUGCCACGUCCCGACGGUGAAAGGGCUGUUAACGAGUACGUGGAAACACCAUUCAGACAGCAGCAACAGCAACAGCUACAGCAGCAGCAGCAGCAGCAGCAGCAACAGCAACAGCAACAGCAACAGCAGCAGCAGCAGCAGCAACAGCAGCCGGAACAGCAGAAUUCGAAUCCGAAUCAGCAUCAGCGACAGCAGCAGCACCAGCCAGCACCAAAUUUAUCGAGUCAAAAGUGCCUGAAGAACGAGAGGAGGCAUCACCAUCAUCAGCCCAAUCAGCACAAGAGUGAUGGACGAAUCCAUCCACGAAGACAUCAACAGACACUACUCCAAUCAUCACCAGGUGCACCAGUUACUAAACAACCAGUGUCAUUUACCAAGGAGCCAGCCAGUACUAUAACACCUGGCACUAUUGGUAUACGUCCUAAUGACCCUAGUCUAUCGAUAAUGUGCGAUUUUUGUGGCAAGUGCAGGUGUGAAUCAUGCAGGGAGCCACCGCCAUUGCCAAGCCGUUGGCUAUGCGAUAAUACGUGUUUCUGUUCAGCUGAGACUGCACUGGAUUAUGCAUCGUGUUUGUGUUGCGUUAAGGGGUUGUUUUAUCAUUGUGGGGAUACUGGGAGUGGUGGGGACUCGGAAGCUGGGGGUAGCUGUGCUGAUGAGCCUUGCUCUUGCUCAGGAUCUAGAAAGGGAUCGAGGUGGGCAUGUUUGGCAGCAUUGACUAUGGUUUUACCCUGUCUAUUGUGCUACUGGCCACUCAAAGGUUGCGUUACUAUCUGUGAGGCUUGCUAUGCAAGACAUGCUGCACAGGGAUGCAGAUGUGAUCCCAAUGCUAGGCAUCGCAAUGAUAACGAUAUCCUAGUUGCCAGGGACUCCAGAGAUCCUGAGAAGAGACUACUCGAUCCUGUUACCCCCGAAUUGUGAGAUUUUUAACCGUUUUUUUUUUUUGUUUUCCUUCUUUCCUCUCUCUCUCUCUCUUUCUCUCUCUCUCUCUUAAGGACGUAUCUGUGAGGAUUUUUGUUUUACGGAAAGUACCAAAGUGAGGAUUAGAGUGGAUUUUAAGUUGUGUGUAUUGAUAAAGGAACGCGAGUUUGGGAGAUACAAGUGCGCUAUUAGUACAAGAGUUGCAUUUAAGGGCGAUUUGGGAAGGACUGUUUAUUUUUGGAUGCCCAAGUGUCGUUUUUUCUCAUAUUUUUUUUUUGUAUUUAUUAUUUUUUUUUUUUUCGUUCUUUCUUUUGAGGGACUUCGGGCGGAAUGAAGUGUGCGAUAUUUCUUUUUGUCGGGGGUGAAUGCGCUCUCGGAGAAUGGACAAAUUACCGGAUUCUGCGUUGUGGGAAGGGAAAAGAAAUAUUAUGAGUCACACAUACACACAGAUUUAAACAGAGACAUGUACACGACACUUACAGCAUAGAUAGCGGUAUAUAUUAUAAAUAUAUAGAUAACUAUAUGAUGCAAGGAAUAAGAAAACACGCAAAACAAGAAAUUAAAUAUAUUGUAUAUUACAUUUGUAUAAAGCAAACAUAAAAAAAAAAAACUUUUCUACAGUUUAAUUUAUUCGUGGGCGUCGUCGAUAUAUGAGACCGCGGCAGGCUCCAGGUAGAGGAAAUCAGUGGAUUUUUUUUUUGGUUUUGUAGUGCGAGAAAAAUUCUGAAAAUUCGGGUGAACCCAAUGUAAGCGUUACGUUGAAUUUCUAGAAUUUUUUUUUUUCAAUCAUGCCUGAUGUUGGUGGCAAAAUUUUGGGGUGAAUUUCAGAUGAAAUUGGGGAGAUUUCAGGCGAUUGCUGAUGAGUGAACAGAUGAGAGAAAUGGGGAAAAAGGCGUCGGGUGGGUUCGACUUUAUUAAUUUUCUUUCCAGUAUUAUCUAGUCUUGUGAACGUUUCGUCAACGUGGGAAACGAGGAAGCAGGUUUUCCCUCAUUCUGACAAAAAAUGAAUAGAUGGAGAAAAAAAAAUGAAUGAAAGGGUGCAGGAGUGGUACGAGGGGAGAGGCCAUUCGUACGCUCUUACACUGUGGUAUCGCCAUUUUGUUUUAAAACCGACUAAUUAAUUGCCUUUUUAAUCAGGGAAAGCCUGUGUGUGUAUGUGUGCAUAAGAAUGGGAGAAAUGUUUACAAAGCAAAAUAAAUAUAUAUAUUAAUUAGAGCACGAAUUUUGUUUUUCUAACCAACAUGUAAUCUCUUUCGGUUCGAGGCGUAUUUAUAAUUGAAAUUAAUUUAAUAACUUAUUCGACAACUAGUGGAAAUGUUGAAAAUUCGAAAAAAAAAGAUAUAUAUAUAAAUUGAAUACAACACGUGGUAGACUCGAGCCAGAAGUAGAUAAGGAAAACCAGGGAAAUUAUUAAAUCCGCAUAUACACACAAAAAUCUAGGGCUUUAGGAUGUUGUAGAUAUGAAACUGCAAGGGUGAAGAUAUUUUCCAUUAUUUCGAUGUUUUUUCUUGUCUUUUAACUUGCAGUUUUAUUCUUAAAUGGAGAAAAAUGAAUAGGAAAACGUACCACAGACAAAAUGCUAAAACUAUACUCUGUAUGCGGACACGUUGAUGUAUAAAGUAAUGAAAAAACAACACGAUGUUUAAAAUGAAAAACAAUACAAAAAUUAAGAUAGAUAGGUGUGAGUGAGUGGAUGAUUGUGAGCGAUAAACCCAAGCUAUUCAAAUUCAAAUGAAUGAGUUCAGUAGCCGAGAGGUUCAGAGGUUAAUCGAACAACAAUAAUGACAAUAUCUCGGAAUCUGAUGGAGAUAUUGAAAUUUUUUGUAGGACAUUUGUUGUUCAGCGGAUUGAGAGGUACAAAAAAGGUCGUCACAAAAAUCUCACUAUCUCCCGUUCAUUCCGAGUUAUUCCUCGAAAACUUUUCUAUUAGUCAAAUCAAUUUUUUACCGAGUUGACUCGUUUCUCGGUCGAGUUUUCGGGAGAUAUCUCUGAAUCUGGGCUAGAUAGCGAGAUUUUCAUUGGAACCUUUUUUGCAGAGUGAAAGAGCCUUUGCAAAAAAGGUUCUCACCAAAAUUUCGCUGUCACCGUGGGAUUCUGAGAUAUCCCUCGAUUAUUCAACCAUCCGCCAAAUCGACUUCUUUUAUCUCUUGGCUACUGAUUUUAUUUUAUUCAGGGGAAAAUUCACUCGAGACGAGUUCAGAAUUUUUCCCCGAAAAGAGUGAACACUGGAAUCAUUAACAUGAAUGAUACUGAAUACAUUAAAAUUACAUUAAAAAAAAAUAGAGACUCGCCGAACGAAAAAGAAAAACCCAAAAGGAAACACCCCUUCACGUUAACGUUUAAGCCUACACGCUCUGUAUAUGUCUUGUAAAUAUAUAUUUGAAAAAAUCGAUAAAAAAAAAAGUCUUAUCACUGUUCCAUUUAUCGUC